AUGAUCAUGGGCUUCUCUUCCGACCUGUACGGCCUUCGGUGGCCCUUUGCUCUAGCCGUGCUGCUCUUGUACGCGGGCCACAAGAUCCGGACCUACAACCGCCUGAAGGCCUUCAAGGGGCCGUCCUUGUGUGGGUGGACAGAAGCGUGGCAUGUUUGGGCGAUCCUUUCCUUCAGAUCGCACCUGAAGUACGAUGGCGUUUGCCGCAAGUACGGGACCAUCGCCCGCGUCGGCCCAAACGAUCUUGUCACCUCGUCGCCCGAGCUGCUCGCUCACAUGAGCGGCAUCCGGUCACAAUACACCAGGACCGAAUGGUACUACCGGGCCUGCAGGCACAUGCCGGACAAGGACCAUGUCUUUAGCGAGAUGGAUGAGAAGAGGCACAAACGGCUGAGGCAACAGACGGGAUCCGGGUACUCGGGCAGAGAGAACCCCGGACUGGAGGAGUCGGUCGACUCUCACGUCUCGGACCUGAUCCGGCUGAUCCGGUCGAAAUACACGUCGACGGAGGCGGCGUCGAGGCCGAUGGACCUCGCCCAGAAGAUCCAGUACCUGACGCUGGACGUCAUCAGCGACAUCAGCUUCGGCAAGGCCUUUGGCGACCUGCGCGUCGACGACGACGUGUUCGGCAUCGCCGCGUCGGCGGACACGGGCAUGAUCGUCUUCACGUACAAGAUCGCGCUGGGCCUCUACAAGAUCCUCCAGUCGCCGCUCGCCGCGCGCCUCUUCGGCCCCAGGGAGACGGACGCGACCGGGUGGGGCCGCAUGUUCGCCAACGGCCGGGCCAUCGUCAAGGCGCGGCUGGCGCUCGACACGCAGAAGCGCUCCGACAUGAUCGCCUCCUUCAUCCGGCACGGCCUCAGCGAGGAAGAGAUCCUGUCCGAGGCGACGCUGCAGAUGAUUGCGGGCUCGGACACGACGGCCGCCUCGCUGCGGGCCGUCAUGCUGUACCUCAUCACGAACCCGCGCGUCCACGCGAAGCUCCGGGCCGAGAUCGACGCGUUCGUCGGCAGCGCCGCCGCCGAGGCCGCAGGGGCCGCUCGAGCCCCGGGGAUCGUGUCGGACGCCGACGCGCGGACGAUGCCGUACCUGCAGGCGGUCAUCAAGGAGGGGAUGCGGGUCCACCCGCCGGUGACGAACAUGGACCCCAAGCGGGUUCCGGACGGGGGCGACACCGUCGUGGUGGACGGGCGCCCCGUCUUCCUGCCGGGCGGGACCAACAUCAGCUGCGCCGCGUGGCCGCUGCACCUGGACAAGGGCAUCUUCGGCGACGACGCCGAGCUGUUCCGCCCGGAGCGGUGGCUGCUCGAGACGGACGAGAAGAGGCUGAUGGCCAUGCACCGCGUGCACGAGCUCAUGUUUGGCUACGGCAAGUACCAAUGCCUCGGACGGCCGAUCGCGAUGAUGGAGAUUAGCAAGACGGUCUUUGAGCUGGUGCGCAACUUCGACUGGUGUCUCGCCAAACCCGACAUGCCGUGGAAGGAAUCCAACCAUGCCGGGAUCUUCAUCCAGACCGACAUGUGGGUUCUCGCCUCGGAACGACCAAGUAAUUGA
This is a messenger RNA of Colletotrichum graminicola M1.001, 1554 nucleotides long. RefSeq names its product cytochrome P450. Bases 1 to 1554 code for a protein of 517 amino acids. The record is from RefSeq and is a predicted model, not a curated record. Gene Ontology annotation, molecular function: heme binding; monooxygenase activity; iron ion binding. Lineage: Eukaryota; Fungi; Ascomycota; Sordariomycetes; Glomerellales; Glomerellaceae. The transcript has 4 exons.